This is a messenger RNA of Blepharisma stoltei, 450 nucleotides long. NCBI's taxonomy places the organism in Eukaryota, Ciliophora, Heterotrichea, Heterotrichida, Blepharismidae. The record is from the annotation of a GenBank genome assembly.
AUGUUUAAGUUUUCAAAUAAAACUCCGUCUCCUAUAAGGCACCAAGCAAGGUUCGUUUUAGACUCAUCAAGCUUCUCAAAAGGAUACAAUGAAUACAAUGGCUUAAAAGAUCCAUACUUAGAAGGAUUCUUCGCAUCAGAAAGAAGAAAAAAACUUUUGCUUGCCCAGAACCUUGUAAAUACUAAUUAGAUCAAUCAAAAAGGGAAAAUUAACGAUGGCAUAUGCAAGAAGAAAAUACUAGAUAUUUCAUUAAGCCGGCUGACAAAAAAGAAAUCCAUGAAAGCUCAUUCCACAAAUGGAUCCACUUCAGUUACCAAAAGAACGUUUAAAAAAGAAGAAAAUGAAGUCCAGCCUAUGAGCUCAGAACAGUUUAAGAAGCUUAUAGAAGAUUUCCGAAAACAAAAUGGGAUCGAAAACAACAAGCACUUAUUUAUUACAAAUCAUGAAUAA